Messenger RNA from Jaculus jaculus (lesser Egyptian jerboa), 8649 nucleotides. It is a transcript of the gene Sptbn1, whose product is annotated as spectrin beta, non-erythrocytic 1. Gene Ontology annotation, cellular component: cell projection; cell junction; spectrin. Lineage: Eukaryota; Metazoa; Chordata; Mammalia; Rodentia; Dipodidae. Gene Ontology annotation, biological process: actin cytoskeleton organization; protein localization to plasma membrane. The coding region runs from base 26 to 6490 and encodes 2154 amino acids. The record is from RefSeq and is a predicted model, not a curated record. The transcript is spliced from 31 exons. Gene Ontology annotation, molecular function: structural constituent of cytoskeleton; phospholipid binding; actin filament binding.
CUGCUGGGGCGUUGCGCGGGUCAUAAUGGAAUUGCAGAGGACGUCCAGCCUCUCCGGGCCGCUGUCUCCGGCCUACACUGGGCAGGUGCCUUACAACUACAACCAGCUGGAAGGGAGAUUCAAACAGCUCCAAGAUGAACGUGAAGCUGUGCAGAAGAAGACCUUCACCAAGUGGGUCAACUCUCACCUUGCCCGAGUGUCCUGUAGGAUCACAGACCUGUACACUGACCUUCGAGAUGGACGGAUGCUCAUCAAGCUGCUGGAGGUCCUCUCUGGAGAGAGACUGCCUAAACCCACCAAGGGACGAAUGCGCAUCCACUGUCUGGAGAACGUGGACAAGGCUCUUCAGUUCCUAAAGGAGCAGAGAGUCCAUCUUGAGAACAUGGGGUCCCAUGACAUUGUGGAUGGGAACCACCGGCUCACCCUUGGCCUCAUCUGGACCAUCAUCCUGCGCUUCCAGAUCCAGGAUAUCAGCGUGGAAACUGAAGACAACAAAGAGAAGAAGUCUGCCAAGGACGCAUUACUGUUGUGGUGCCAGAUGAAGACAGCUGGGUACCCCAAUGUCAACAUUCACAAUUUCACAACCAGCUGGAGGGACGGCAUGGCCUUCAAUGCACUGAUACACAAACACCGGCCUGACUUGAUUGAUUUUGAUAAGCUGAAGAAAUCCAAUGCACACUACAACCUGCAAAAUGCAUUUAACUUGGCAGAGCAGCACCUUGGUCUCACUAAACUGUUGGACCCUGAAGAUAUCAGUGUGGACCACCCUGAUGAGAAGUCCAUCAUCACAUAUGUGGUGACAUAUUACCACUACUUCUCUAAAAUGAAGGCCUUGGCUGUUGAAGGAAAACGAAUUGGGAAGGUGCUUGACAAUGCUAUUGAAACAGAAAAAAUGAUUGAAAAGUAUGAGUCACUUGCAUCUGAUCUUCUGGAGUGGAUUGAACAAACCAUCAUUAUCCUGAAUAACCGCAAAUUUGCCAAUUCACUGGUUGGAGUCCAACAACAGCUUCAAGCAUUCAACACUUACCGCACAGUGGAAAAACCACCUAAAUUUACCGAGAAGGGGAACUUGGAGGUGCUGCUUUUCACUAUUCAGAGCAAGAUGAGGGCCAACAAUCAGAAGGUCUACAUGCCGCGUGAAGGGAAGCUCAUCUCCGAUAUCAACAAGGCCUGGGAAAGACUGGAAAAAGCAGAACAUGAGAGAGAAUUGGCUCUACGGAAUGAACUCAUAAGGCAGGAAAAACUGGAACAGCUUGCCCGCAGAUUUGAUCGCAAGGCAGCUAUGAGGGAGACGUGGCUGAGUGAAAACCAGCGUCUGGUGUCUCAGGACAACUUUGGAUUUGACCUUCCCGCAGUUGAGGCUGCCACAAAAAAGCAUGAGGCCAUUGAGACAGACAUUGCUGCAUACGAGGAGCGUGUGCAGGCUGUGGUGGCUGUGGCCAGGGAACUUGAGGCAGAGAACUACCAUGACAUCAAGCGCAUCACAGCAAGAAAGGACAAUGUCAUCCGGCUCUGGGAAUACUUGCUGGAACUGCUCAGGGCCAGGAGGCAGCGCCUGGAAAUGAACCUAGGGCUGCAAAAGAUAUUCCAGGAAAUGCUCUAUAUUAUGGACUGGAUGGAUGAAAUGAAGGUGCUAUUAUUAUCUCAAGACUAUGGCAAACACUUGCUUGGUGUGGAAGACCUGUUGCAGAAACAUGCUCUAGUUGAAGCAGACAUUGCAAUCCAGGCAGAACGUGUAAGAGGUGUGAAUGCCUCUGCCCAAAAGUUUGCAAUGGAUGGGGAAGGCUACAAGCCCUGUGACCCCCAGGUAAUCCGGGACCGUGUGGCCCACAUGGAGUUCUGCUAUCAGGAGCUUUGUCAGCUGGCAGCUGAACGCCGGGCCCGUCUGGAAGAGUCCCGUCGCCUCUGGAAGUUCUUCUGGGAAAUGGCAGAAGAAGAAGGCUGGAUACGAGAAAAGGAGAAGAUCCUAUCCUCUGAUGAUUACGGAAAAGACCUGACCAGUGUUAUGCGCCUACUCAGCAAACAUCGGGCAUUUGAAGAUGAGAUGAGUGGUCGCAGUGGCCACUUCGAGCAGGCCAUCAAAGAAGGUGAAGACAUGAUUACAGAGGAGCAUUUUGGGUCAGAAAAGAUCCGUGAGAGGAUCAUUUAUAUCCGGGAGCAGUGGGCCAAUCUGGAGCAGCUCUCAGCCAUUCGGAAGAAGCGCUUGGAGGAGGCCUCACUGCUGCACCAAUUCCAGGCAGAUGCUGAUGACAUCGAUGCUUGGAUGCUGGAUAUCCUCAAGAUCGUCUCCAGCAAUGAUGUAGGUCAUGAUGAGUACUCCACACAGUCUCUGGUCAAGAAACAUAAGGACGUGGCAGAAGAGAUAACCAAUUACAGGCCCACUAUCGACACAUUGCAUGAACAAGCCAGCGCCCUUCCUCAGGCACAUACAGAAUCUCCAGAUGUGAGGGGCCGACUGGCAGGCAUUGAGGAGCGCUACAAGGAGGUGGUGGAGCUGACCCGGCUGAGGAAGCAGGCGCUGCAGGACACCCUGGCUCUGUACAAGAUGUUGAGCGAGGCUGAUGCCUGCGAGCUUUGGAUUGAUGAAAAGGAACAGUGGCUCAACAACAUGCAGAUCCCAGAGAAGCUAGAGGACCUGGAGGUCAUCCAGCACAGAUUUGAGAGCCUAGAGCCAGAAAUGAACAACCAGGCUUCCCGGGUUGCUGUGGUGAACCAGAUUGCACGCCAGUUGAUGCACAGCGGCCAUCCCAGUGAGAAAGAAAUCAAAGUUCAGCAGGACAAGCUGAACACGAGGUGGAGUCAGUUCAGAGAACUGGUUGACAGGAAAAAGGAUGCUCUUCUGUCUGCCCUGAGCAUUCAGAACUACCACCUUGAGUGCAAUGAAACCAAGUCCUGGAUUAGGGAAAAAACCAAGGUUAUCGAAUCUACCCAGGACCUGGGUAAUGAUCUGGCUGGUGUCAUGGCCCUGCAGCGCAAGCUGACUGGCAUGGAGAGAGAUUUGGUCGCUAUUGAGGCAAAGCUGAGCGACCUGCAGAAAGAAGCAGAGAAACUGGAGUCUGAGCACCCUGACCAGGCUCAGGCCAUCCUGUCUCGGCUGGCCGAGAUCAGUGACGUGUGGGAGGAAAUGAAAACCACCCUGAAGAACCGAGAGGCCUCCCUGGGAGAGGCCAGCAAGCUGCAGCAAUUCCUGCGGGACUUGGAUGACUUCCAGUCCUGGCUCUCGAGGACCCAAACAGCUAUUGCCUCUGAGGACAUGCCCAAUACCCUGACUGAGGCAGAGAAGCUUCUCACACAGCACGAGAACAUCAAAAAUGAGAUCGAUAACUAUGAGGAAGACUACCAGAAGAUGAGGGACAUGGGUGAGAUGGUCACCCAAGGACAGACUGAUGCUCAGUACAUGUUUCUGCGGCAGCGGCUACAAGCCUUAGACACUGGGUGGAAUGAACUCCAUAAAAUGUGGGAAAACAGACAGAAUCUUCUCUCACAGUCCCAUGCUUACCAGCAGUUCCUCAGGGACACAAAGCAAGCUGAGGCUUUUCUUAACAACCAGGAAUAUGUUUUGGCUCAUACUGAAAUGCCCACCACCCUGGAAGGAGCUGAAGCAGCUAUUAAGAAACAGGAGGACUUCAUGACCACCAUGGAUGCCAAUGAGGAGAAGAUCAAUGCUGUGGUGGAGACAGGCCGGAGGCUGGUGAGCGAUGGGAACAUCAACUCAGAUCGUAUCCAGGAGAAGGUGGACUCUAUUGAUGACAGACACAGAAAGAAUCGUGAGGCAGCAAGUGAACUUCUGAUGAGAUUAAAGGACAACCGAGAUCUUCAGAAAUUCCUACAAGAUUGUCAAGAGCUGUCCCUCUGGAUCAAUGAAAAGAUGCUUACAGCCCAGGAUAUGUCAUAUGAUGAAGCCAGAAAUCUGCACAGUAAAUGGUUAAAACACCAAGCAUUUAUGGCAGAACUUGGAUCCAACAAAGAAUGGCUUGACAAAAUUGAGAAGGAAGGAAUGCAGCUCAUUUCAGAAAAGCCAGAGACAGAAGCUGUGGUGAAGGAAAAACUCACUGGUUUACAUAAAAUGUGGGAAGUCCUUGAAUCUACCACCCAGACAAAGGCCCAGCGGCUCUUUGAUGCAAACAAGGCUGAACUUUUCACCCAGAGCUGUGCAGAUCUAGACAAAUGGCUACAUGGUCUGGAAAGUCAGAUUCAGUCUGAUGACUAUGGCAAAGACCUUACCAGUGUCAAUAUUCUGCUGAAAAAGCAACAGAUGCUGGAGAAUCAGAUGGAGGUACGGAAAAAGGAGAUUGAGGAACUCCAGAGCCAGGCCCAGGCAUUGAGCCAGGAGGGAAAGAGCACUGAUGAGGUGGACAGCAAACGUCUCACUGUUCAGACCAAGUUUAUGGAGCUGCUGGAGCCCUUGAAUGAAAGGAAGCAUAAUCUGCUGGCUUCCAAAGAGAUCCAUCAGUUCAACAGGGAUUUGGAGGAUGAGAUUUUGUGGGUCGGCGAGAGGAUGCCUUUGGCAACUUCCACAGAUCAUGGCCAUAACCUUCAAACCGUGCAACUAUUAAUAAAGAAAAAUCAGACUCUCCAGAAAGAAAUCCAGGGACACCAGCCUCGCAUAGAUGACAUCUUUGAGAGGAGCCAGAACAUUGUCACUGAUAGUAGCAGUCUCAAUGCUGAAGCUAUCAGACAGAGGCUCGCUGACCUGAAGCAGCUAUGGGGACUCCUCAUUGAGGAGACUGAGAAGCGCCAUAGGCGGCUGGAGGAGGCACACAAAGCCCAGCAGUACUACUUUGAUGCAGCUGAGGCCGAGGCAUGGAUGAGUGAGCAAGAGCUGUACAUGAUGUCUGAGGAGAAGGCCAAGGAUGAGCAGAGCGCUGUCUCCAUGUUGAAAAAGCACCAGAUUUUGGAACAAGCUGUUGAAGAUUAUGCAGAGACAGUGCACCAGCUCUCCAAGACUAGCCGAGCCUUGGUGGCUGACAGCCAUCCCGAAAGUGAGCGCAUUAGCAUGCGGCAAUCCAAAGUAGAUAAGCUGUAUGCCGGCCUGAAGGACCUUGCUGAAGAGAGGAGAGGCAAGCUUGAUGAGAGGCACAGGUUAUUCCAGCUCAACAGGGAGGUGGACGACCUGGAGCAGUGGAUUGCUGAGAGGGAAGUGGUUGCAGGGUCCCAUGAAUUGGGGCAGGACUACGAACAUGUCACGAUGCUACAAGAACGAUUCCGGGAAUUUGCACGAGACACGGGAAACAUUGGGCAGGAGCGUGUGGAUACAGUCAAUCACAUGGCAGAUGAACUCAUCAACUCUGGACAUUCAGAUGCUGCCACCAUUGCUGAGUGGAAGGAUGGCCUCAAUGAAGCCUGGGCCGACCUCCUGGAGCUCAUUGACACAAGAACACAGAUUCUUGCUGCCUCCUAUGAACUGCAUAAAUUUUACCAUGAUGCCAAGGAGAUCUUCGGCCGCAUCCAGGACAAACACAAGAAACUCCCUGAGGAGCUUGGGAGAGAUCAGAACACCGUGGAGACCUUACAGAGAAUGCACACCACCUUUGAGCAUGACAUUCAGGCACUGGGCACUCAGGUGAGGCAGCUACAAGAGGAUGCAGCCCGCCUCCAGGCAGCCUAUGCAGGGGACAAGGCUGAUGACAUCCAGAAGCGUGAGAAUGAGGUCUUGGAAGCCUGGAAAUCCCUGCUGGAUGCUUGUGAGGGUCGCAGGGUGCGGCUGGUAGACACAGGGGAUAAGUUCCGCUUCUUCAGCAUGGUGCGUGACCUCAUGCUCUGGAUGGACGAUGUUAUCCGCCAGAUCGAAGCCCAGGAGAAACCAAGGGACGUAUCAUCUGUUGAACUACUAAUGAACAAUCACCAAGGUAUCAAAGCUGAAAUUGAUGCUCGUAAUGACAGUUUCACAACCUGCAUUGAACUUGGAAAAUCCCUGCUAGCAAGAAAACACUACGCAUCUGAGGAGAUCAAGGAAAAGUUACUGCAGUUGACAGAAAAAAGAAAAGAAAUGAUUGACAAGUGGGAAGACCGAUGGGAAUGGUUAAGAUUGAUUUUGGAGGUCCACCAGUUCUCAAGGGAUGCCAGCGUGGCUGAGGCUUGGCUGCUUGGACAGGAACCAUACCUGUCCAGCCGUGAAAUUGGCCAGAGCGUGGACGAAGUGGAGAAGCUCAUCAAGCGCCACGAGGCAUUUGAAAAAUCUGCAGCAACCUGGGAUGAGAGAUUUUCUGCCCUGGAAAGGCUGACAACAUUGGAGUUACUGGAAGUGCGCAGACAGCAAGAGGAAGAAGAGAGGAAGAGGCGGCCACCUUCCCCUGAGCCAAGCACGAAAGUUUUAGAGGAGGCUGAAUCCCAGCAGUGGGAUACUUCAAAAGGAGAGCAAGUUUCCCCGAACGGUUUGCCAGCUGAGCAGGGAUCUCCACGGGUUAGUUAUCGCUCUCAAACCUACCAAAACUACAAAAACUUUAAUAGCAGAUGGACAGCCAGUGACCAGUCUUGGUCUGGACUGUGAAGUUCACUACCAUGUGUCAAGAACCACUCUUUCCACAUCCUGUUGGUUUUGAUUUUUUUUUUUCUUUUCGGCUUGCACAUCACCCAAAGUGUUAAAAUUCUUGCUUAAAUUCACAGCCUUCCUUGGGUUCAGAUUUGUUUGCAUUUAACUUAUGUUUAUUUGAAUCUCUUAACUGAUGGAUACUUACUGCCUUAAAGCAACGUACUUAUUUUUUAUUUAUUGUGGAGCUUUUUACUUCAUCAAGAUUUUUACAGUGAAACCUUUACAUGAGUAAUUGAAAUUAAAUGAGAUUACAGCAUAAUGAAGAAAACUAGAAUCUAACAGGUAUAGCAUAAUCAGUUAUACUAAUAGGGUACAGUAUUGUACUGAAGGUACCAUUAUUUAUAGAUACUAUUAGCCUACAGUAGUUUAGUAUUUAGGAAGACUAGUAUGCCAGGAAGGAGAUAGUCACUACUAAGUUUAAAACCUAAUAUCAGUUGUAUAACAUUCCAUGAAGUAUACAUUCAUUCAUUGACAGUAACAGAAAGGAGUUGAAUCACUUGGAAGCUGUUUUAAAUCUUAGGUGCAAGAUUCCAAAUGUUUUGAGACCCUCUGACCAUUGAUGAAUUUGUACAAACCCAUUGCUCUCAUUUUUCUGCCAAGUUCUAAGUAGGUUUUUGUGCUGCAGCAUAUGUUAUAGCAGCCUUGGGAAUAAAUUGCCUGCUGACUGUUGGCCACCAGUUCUGUCAUGGUCAGUGGCAGGUGUCAGUAGCCACCACAUGUUUUUGAAGACUGCCUAUCUGACUUCAGGCCUCUCUACUUAUACAAAGACUUUGGGGUGUCAAAUUAUGUUUUAAUUUUUGCAACAAAUGAAACAGAAGCCAUUUUGGUUCAUCCUGAUUACUUGAACAAUACAUUUGUUGGCCCAUGCCUGGGAGCACUGGAAGUCUCUCAGCUCCAAAGAGUUACAUCAAUGUCUCUACAGACAGAAACUUUUGUAUGUCUCAGAUGAAUAUUGUGGUUAUUUUUUUUUUUUUCCCAAGACUUUGUGUAUAGUUCUCUAGUAAGGAGGCAUGCAUCAGACCACUAGAGGGCAUUAAAAAACAUUUUAACAGAAAUCCUUUUCCUUAGGAAUAAAAGCUGAUGAAAGAGGUGAUUUCCUGAUUCUGAUCAAAACAAAACAAAAUCCGUAUUACAUCAAAGCCUUGCAAGAUAUUCACUUGCUCAUUUGCCAUAUUUAGAUGUGUUAGUGGAAUCAGAAAACCUGUUUUGGUAUGUGUUCUCCAUGAGUUAAGUCUAAUUUGUCUUUUCAUUUGAUGAUGCAUUUUUUUUUCUUUUGUCAGGAUAACAUCAUAUAGCAUCUUGUUUGUUUUUCCUUCUCUCUAUGUACAUAUCUAUCUACUUGUUAUUGUAGAUGGGUAUAUAGAUAGAUGCCAAGCUUUUUAUGUUCUGGGGAUAGUAUGCACCAUUAUUGAGUCUCUGCCUUAAAAUUCAUCUAAAUUUGUUUUAGACAAAACUACAACUUUGUCUUUGGUUAUUUUCUGGCCCCCAAUUAUAAUAUGUGUGUCACUGAUUUAUAUGUGUGUAUAAAUAUACAUAUAUACAUAUAUGUAUGUGUAUAUAUAUAUGUGAUGUUUCCAUAUAUAUAUGUGUGUGUGUGUGUCUUUAAAUUUUGUAUCAUCCAGAUUGAAUUUUAAUGCUUUUUUAAUUCAGAAGACUCCCCUCCAAAAACUUGACAAAAGCAUGUAAGACAGGAGUGCUCUGAUGUUUUUCAGCAUUUACUCUUGUGCUUAUUUUUGUUUGUAUUUUUAUCGAUUGGAUUGUAUUGGGGAAAGAAAAACUAUUUCAUUUUUUGAGCAAUGAUGCAGAGACUCAAGUUGAUGAAUUUGAAAAUGGUGUUGCUUAAUGUACUUUGAAAACCAAUCGGGUAUUUCCUUUGCUACUAGUUGUCACAUUGCAUUUAUGUUCACCGCCUGAUUUCAGUAUCUCAGAUGUGCCUGGCCACUAAAGCACUCUGAACUAAUUGCUGAAGAGAAGCACUGUGGGGAAGGGGCAUAUUCACAUGUACGCACUGUUGGAUCAUAGCACUAUGAUUUGCUUUUGAUGUUUGUCUCUAGUGGUGUGUUGUCUGUUGGCAUGCUUAAAGCACAUGUCCAUUAAAAUUCAUUUUGUUCCUUUUA